AUGAUGCGCCGGUCAUUUGGGCCUCUGUGGACUCGAUCGCUCUGUCUUGCGAGCAGGCGUUUGCCGCUCACGACAAUCAGCCAUGCCAAGCUUCCCGCCGUCUCGCCACGCCUCUGCGCUCGCCCGCUGAGCACGACAAACUUCGUUCGCUCCCAACCCAUCAGUGCACAGGAUGAAGCCCUCUCCUCUUUGAACAAGCCGUCCCAGACUUUGACCGAGAAGAUUGUCCAGCGCUAUGCUGUUGGUCUUCCCGAGGGAAAGCUCGUCCGCAGCGGUGACUACAUCAGCCUCAACCCCCAGCAAUGUAUGACUCACGACAACUCUAUGCCCGUCGCCCUCAAGUUCAUGUCCAUGGGAGCCACCAAGGUCCACCGCCCCGAGCAGAUCGUCAUGACCCUCGACCACGACGUCCAGAACACCACCGAAGCCAACCUCAACAAGUACAGGAAGAUCGAGGAGUUCGCCAAGAAGCAUGGUAUCGACUUUUAUCCCGCCGGACGAGGCAUUGGCCACCAGAUCAUGGUUGAGGAGGGAUACGCUUGGCCUGGUACCAUGGCUGUCGCCUCUGACAGUCACAGCACGCAUUACGGCGGUGUCGGUUGUCUUGGAACCCCCAUCGUGAGAACCGAUGCUGCCAGUAUCUGGGCGACGGGCCGCACCUGGUGGCAGAUCCCCCCUGUUGCCAAGGUGACCCUCACCGGUACCCUCCCGACUGGUGUCACCGGCAAGGACGUGAUUGUCGCUCUGUGCGGUCUGUUCAACAGCGACGUCCUCAACCAUGCCGUCGAGUUCGUCGGUUCCGAGGAGACUAUGGCCAGCCUGAAGGUCGACAGCCGUAUGACCAUCGCCAACAUGGCCUGUGAAUGGGGAGCUCUUACCGGUCUGUUCCCCAUCGACCGCACCCUGGAGGGCUGGCUGCGCUACAAGGCGACCGAGGCCUCCAUGCUCGACCGCCCGACCAAGGAACGCAUCACCCACGAAAGAAUCGACGAGCUGUUCGCCAACCCUCUGAAGGCGGACCCCGACGCCGUCUACGCCAAGCAGCUCUACCUCAACCUGUCCACCCUCUCGCCCUACGUCUCUGGCCCUAACUCGGUCAAGGUCGCCACGCCCCUCAACGAGCUCGCCCCCCAGAAGAUCAAGGUCAACCGCGCGUACAUUGUCUCUUGCACCAACUCGCGUGCUUCUGACAUUGCGGCUGCCGCCAAGGUCUUCAAGGACGCCGCCAAGGCUAACAACGAUGUCACCCCCAAGAUUGCCGACGGCGUCCAGAUGUACAUCGCCGCCGCUUCUUCGUACGAGCAGGAGGCCGCCGAGGCCAACGGCGACUGGCAAAUCCUCCUCGAGGCUGGCGCCCAGCCUCUUCCCGCUGGCUGCGGUCCCUGUAUCGGACUGGGCAAGGGUCUGCUCGAGCCCGGCGAGGUCGGUAUCAGCGCUAGCAACCGUAACUUCAAGGGACGCAUGGGUUCGCGUGACGCCCUCGCAUACCUGGCAAGCCCCGAGGUCGUAGCCGCCAGUGCCCUCAGUGGUCUCAUCUCCGGCCCCGGCGCCUACCAGGUGCCUACCGACUACAAAGGCGUCGAGCGUGGAUUCGGCACCGGCCAGGCGCCCACCGUCGAGGACGAGCUCGCCGGUAUGCUCCAGCAGAUGGACUCUCUCAUUGACCGCGUCGAGUCCGCCGCGGAUACCUCCAAGUCCGCCACCGAGAUCCUGCCCGGCUUCCCCGAGAAGAUCACCGGCGAGAUCGUCUUCUGCGACGCCGACAACCUCGACACCGACAGCAUCUACCCCGGCAAGCUGACCUACCAGGACAACGUCACUAAGGACGUCAUGGCGCGCGCCGCCAUGUCCAACUACGACCCCGAGUUCGACGGCCUCGCCAAGGCCAACGACAUCCUUGUCGCCGGCUUCAACUUUGGCUGCGGUUCCUCGAGAGAACAGGCCGCGACCGCCCUGCUGGCCAAGGAGAUCCCCCUCGUCGUCGCCGGCAGCUUCGGAAACAUCUUUGCCAGAAACAGCAUCAACAACGCCCUCAUGGGUCUCGAGGUGCCCCGCCUCAUCGAGCGUCUGCGCGCCACCUACGCUUCCGCCGAGCGCAAGCCUACGCGCCGCACCGGCUGGACUCUGACCUGGGACGUCAAGCGCAGCAUGGUCGAGGUCAAGGAGGGCGAGAACGGAGAGAGUUGGACCGAGAAGGUCGGCGAGCUCCCCGCCAACGUGCAGGCCAUUAUCGCCGCGGGAGGUCUGGAGGCUUGGGUCAAGGGAGAGAUUGCAAAGGCAUGA
Colletotrichum truncatum is the source of this 2283-nucleotide messenger RNA. Its product is annotated as homoaconitase. The record is from RefSeq and is a predicted model, not a curated record. Gene Ontology annotation, molecular function: homoaconitate hydratase activity; 4 iron, 4 sulfur cluster binding. Gene Ontology annotation, biological process: L-lysine biosynthetic process. Lineage: Eukaryota; Fungi; Ascomycota; Sordariomycetes; Glomerellales; Glomerellaceae.